CUCAAAACCAAUCAAAACACAUUACUCAAAAUCCAACAAUGGACUCCAUAGGCGUGCUCAUGCCAGUUCCAAUGUCCCCAUAUUUAGAGCAAGAGCUCGAGAAGCGCUUCAACCUCUUGAAGCUCUGGACCGUCCCUCAAAAAUCUCAGUUCCUCAAGGACAACUCCAGCUCCAUCCGAGCCGUCAUCGGCAAUGCAGGGAACGGAGCCGACGCCGAGCUCAUCGAGACUUUGCCGAAGCUGGAGAUCGUGGCCAGCUUCAGCGUUGGGAUCGAUAAAGUCGAUUUGAACAAGUGCAGGGAAAAGGGUGUUCGGGUCACCAACACGCCCGAUGUUUUGACAGAUGACGUGGCGGACCUUGCUAUUGGGUUGGCGUUGGCUGUGUUGAGAAGGCUCUGUGAGAGUGAUCGGUAUGUGAGGAGUGGGCUGUGGAAGAAGGGUGACUACAAGUUGACCACCAAGUUCACUGGAAAAACAGUUGGCAUCCUCGGUCUGGGAAGAAUUGGCAAAGCAGUUGCCAAGAGAGCUGAGGCUUUUAGCUGCCCAAUCUCUUACCACUCCAGAACAGAAAAACCAGAGUUGAAGUACAAAUACUAUCCAAGUGUUGUGGAGUUGGCCUCAAACUGUGAUAUUCUGGUUGUUGUAUGCGCAUUAAGUGAAGAGACCCGUCACAUUAUUAAUCGUGAAGUAAUUGAUGCUUUGGGCCCAAGGGGUGUUCUCAUUAACAUUGGGAGGGGUCCUCAUGUUGAUGAACCCGAGCUGGUCUCUGCUCUGCUAGAAGGCCGGUUAGGUGGUGCUGGACUUGAUGUUUAUGAAAAUGAACCAGAAGUACCUGAGCAGUUGUUUGAGCUUGAGAAUGUGGUACUGUUGCCUCAUGUAGGAAGUGACACUGUACAAACUGACACUGCCAUGGCUGACCUUGUGAUUGGGAAUCUUGAGGCUCACUUUUCGAACAAACCAUUGUUGACACCUGUCGUUUUUAUCUUAUUUUUUAAAAUCAAGCAUGGCUGGUCACUACAACAAACUUGGUUGCUAAUCUCAAUCUGCCUUCAUCCAACGAGACGUCGACAUUUCACUCCAUUUCUUCCCUUCCACUGGUCCUCCUCUCUGAACACCACACAACCACAAACAACCGGCCACCACUACCAGUCCACAUAUCCCAACCUUUCCCACCGUUUUGGGAGCCACCAAUCGAAACCCGGUACCGAAAAUCCAACAAUGGAGUCCAUAGGGGUUCUCAUGCCAGUCCCAAUGUCCUCAUACUUAGAGCAAGAGCUCGAGAAGCGCUUCAACCUCUUAAAGCUCUGGACCGUCCCUCAAAAAUCUCAGUUCCUCAAGGACAACUCCGGCUCCAUCCGAGCCGCCAUCGGUAAUUCAGGGAACGGAGCCGACGCCGAGCUCAUCGAGAAAUUGCCGAAGCUGGAGAUCGUGGCCUGUUUCAGUGUCGGGAUCGAUAAGGUCGAUUUGAACAAGUGCAGGGAAAAGGGUAUUCGCGUCACCAACACGCCCGAUGUUUUGACCGAUGACGUGGCGGACCUUGCUAUUGGGUUGACGUUGGCUGUGCUGAGAAGGCUCUGUGAGAGUGAUCGGUAUGUGAGGAGCGGGCAGUGGAAGAAGGGUGACUACAAGUUGACCACCAAGUUCACUGGAAAAACAGUUGGCAUCAUCGGUCUGGGAAGAAUCGGCAAAGCAGUUGCAAAGAGAGCUGAGGCUUUUAGCUGCCCAAUUGCUUACUACUCCCGAACUGCAAAACCAGAGUUGAAGUACAAAUACUACCCAAGUGUUGUGGAGUUGGCCUCCAACUGUGAUGUUCUAGUUGUUGCAUGCCCAUUAACUGAAGAGACCCGCCACAUUGUCAACCGGGAAGUCAUUGAUGCUUUGGGUCCAAAGGGUGUUCUCAUCAACAUUGGGAGAGGCCCUCAUGUUGAUGAAGCUGAGUUGGUAUCCGCUCUGGUAGAAGGCCGGUUAGGUGGGGCAGGGCUCGAUGUUUAUGAGAAGGAACCAGAAGUUCCUGAGCAGCUGUUUGGACUUGAGAAUGUGGUGCUGUUGCCUCAUGUGGGAAGCGGCACGGUAGAAACUCGCAAUGUCAUGGCUGACCUUGUGGUUGAGAAUCUUGAGGCUCACUUCUUGAAGAAACCAUUGUUGACACCAGUGAUUUAGUACUUGUAGUAUCUGAACAUGUUGUCCAUUGCCCACAAAUGUCUUCUUCAAUAAUUGUUUCUAUAAGACAAAAAGAGAUGGUUGUUUCUAGGAUUCAGUACAUUUUACCCUGAUUGAAAUUUCUCGUUAAUAAUUGAAGUAUGAAUCAGUACAUUUUACCCUUA
This is a messenger RNA of Prunus avium (sweet cherry), 2323 nucleotides long. RefSeq names its product glyoxylate/hydroxypyruvate reductase A HPR2. Gene Ontology annotation, molecular function: NAD binding; hydroxypyruvate reductase [NAD(P)H] activity; glyoxylate reductase (NADPH) activity. Gene Ontology annotation, cellular component: cytosol. The record is from RefSeq and is a predicted model, not a curated record. NCBI's taxonomy places the organism in Eukaryota, Viridiplantae, Streptophyta, Magnoliopsida, Rosales, Rosaceae.